UCCGGUCUGAAGACACAUAGGCGGCGGCAGGCGGGCUGGCACAGUGCGGACAGACCGGAGUGGAUCCGGGAUGCGAACAGAUGACGCUGGACAAUGAGAGAAAGUGGAGUCAGACGCACUGAGCCGCAGCGAUAAGACAGCGCGCCGCAAAAUGAAGACACCUAUGCGCCAUGGGGUCGCCGUGCUUCUCGUGCUUCUCCUGUGCGCCAGCUUGUUCCUUGUGUACAACGGCAGCUUCAACGGCGCUUCCAGGGACGCUAACGAUACGCACAUCCGACAGCAUGAACAGCUGCGGCGGCCCACUGAAGCCUCCGUCAGGGUGGCCAAGCCUCACCCCCCGGUCCUCCAGGGAUACAGUGGCAUCAUCGACCAUAAGCCUCUCAGGAUGCACUGCCAGACCUGCGCCCUGGUGACCAGCUCAGGUCACCUCAUCGGAGGCGGCCGGGGUGAAGAGAUUGACCGGGCCGAGUGCGUCAUCCGCAUGAACGAUGCCCCCACUGCCAGAGGCUACGCCCGAGACGCCGGUCGCCGCACCUCUCUGCGCGUCAUCGCUCACUCCAGUAUGCAGAGGGUCCUGCGGAGUCGCCACGAGCUGCUCAACGCCAGCCAGGACACGGUGUUCAUCUUCUGGGGCCCCAGCAGCUACAUGAGGCGCGACGGGAAGGGCCUGGUGUACAACAACCUGAGACUGAUGAACCAGGUGCUGCCCAAACUCAAAGUCUACAUCAUCUCCUGGCAGAAGAUGCUGCAGUUCGACGAGCUCUUCAAGAAGGAGACGGGCAAGGACAGGAGGAUAUCAAACUCCUGGCUGAGCACCGGCUGGUUCACAAUGACCAUCGCCCUGGAGCUGUGUGAUAGGAUCAAUGUCUACGGCAUGGUUGCCCCGGACUUCUGCAGGGAGCCUCAGCACCACUCCGUCCCCUACCACUACUAUGAGCCAAGGGGUCCAGAUGAGUGCGCCAUGUACAUUUCUCAUGAGCGUGGCCGGCGGGGCAGCCACCACCGCUUCAUCACAGAGAAGCGGGUCUUUGCCAACUGGGCACGGACUUUUGACAUCCACUUUUACCAGCCGGACUGGAGCCCCCCACCACUCCCAGCCAACCAGACGCUAGAGGGGACGGUAACAGCAGUGCGCCAGAUACCCCAGAAGACGUGACCGGUGUUAGGGUGAAGAAGAUCCUUUAGAGAUUCAUCUCAGAAAGACUGAAGAUGGGGAACAUUUGCGUGGAGCCCUACUGGACCCUUUAACAGAAAGAUAAAACAUAACAUAACAACACAAGGCAAGAAAAAUAGUUACCACAGAUAAAGACUGGGUCUUGUUGAUCCUGCUGGACAUUUGUUAUGAACAUUUCUCCAGCUCCACCACUGCAGCUCCAGCGGUGUGUUUUGUUUACUGAGGCAAACCAGUUCAAAGUUGUACAUCCAUUUCUGAAAACCUUGAAAAGCGAAGUUAUACAAGGAGGCAACAUCAUUACACUCCACUCUCAAUGCAUGCAUGCAGUGUCUUACUGUGGAUCCUCCUUGUCUUUGUGCGUGUGUGUGUUUACCAGAGGGAUCACAGAGGAUACAAACUUGAUUUUGGCUCUCCACAAAGCCUCUGCUGGUUGAAGGAUAUAUGCAGGAUUCACUGCUUACAGUUUGUUGAAAGAAAAAUACCAUUUCAGUGCCCGUAAUCUAACAAUGUAGUGCUUGAGACCGUGUAAACUGAAUACUAAUAAUUCUUUAGCUUGAGUUCAGUUAGAAAGUAUGAAUUAUCGCUAUUCAGAUGUUAUAUUCUUCUGCAGAUUGAAGAGGUCAAGUUGGAUGAGAUUCUUUAGAACACAGUGUCGUGCAACAAAGGCUCAAACUCCUUCAAAGGAGAUAUCAAUCACUUCCCUAACUUUCAUUUACACUGCCUUUCAGAUGGGUGUGUUGUAAGCUCACUGAAGUGUCACCCAAGUCAAACUUUGCAAUGCAGCACUUCCUGGCUGAAUGACAAGUGUGUAACAUUAACUUGGAGGUGUUAUCUCAUGCGUUUGCACCUCCUCUGCCCCGUAUAUAUGUAUCAUAAGGCUUUGUCGGCUCCUGUCACCAGUUAAUAGCACGAUUUAUACAUAGCUACAAGCUGAAUUUCCAUGUAAAUGCACAGCUAUGUCACACAAGACAAGUGGGAGAUUAAGAUCGAGAGCAGGGAUGCAGCAGCGGCAUCUAUCCUACUGUAUUCAUCUGCUGCUGCUACCGCCUUGCAGGAGAAUUACACCAUUUGUUUGUUAAAUUGAUGAAUACGUGUUCUGCUACUCUUACCCUCUCUCGCUCUCUAUUUUUGUUUUAUGUGCACUCUCCUCUGAUUUGUUGGAGUAUAUAUUACGUGUAGACUGCCCCUUCACCUCUCUGAGAUCCCAUACCCCAGUAAUAAGAAUCAGGUCUUCAGUCUGGGGAAAGUCAUGACACAUGUUGUUAUCCUAAUGAGACAUCCUGGUGCUAAGUCCCUAUUGAUUUUGCCCUCAUCUCUGUAAUAUGAUUAAUGAGAGGAGAGAUGCUGUGAGUCAGAUACAUGGUGCUCACACCAUGAGAACGUGUUUCACAUCACGUUUCCUCUCUGAUGAGGAUACAAUUGCUUUUCACACAUCACAAACAGCUGCAGGAGCUGCUGACUUUGUACAAGUAGCCCAAGACCAAGAGACGUGUUUGUUUUUGGGAGAUGUUGACUCAUCUGCCAACGGCUGUGCACAGUGGUCUGUAUUUGCAUAGUGAUAAGCACUUGAAUAUUUUGGGGGUUUUGCCUAAUUAACUCAAUCAUAGUAUGCUGUUUAGAGCUGCUACUACUGCCUAUUUUCAUUUGAGAUUGUUUGAUAGAUAAAAAGUCAGAAAAUAGUGAACAAUGUCAAGUUCCCAAGUCCAAGGUGACAUUUUCAGAUGGCUUGUUGGGUCCAAAACCUGAAUAUGAUAAAUUUACAGUGAUUAAAUGUUUGCUUUAUAAAAAAGUUAAAGGAAUAGGUUGACAUUUUGGAAAUACAUUUAUUCUAUUGGCUAUUUUACGGGGGUGGGGUGGGGGUGGGGGGGUGAUGUGCUAAACCAUUUCUUGAUUCCAGGAAGUUCCUGGUCCCAGUCAAGAAACAUUUCAGCAUGCAACCCCCCCUAAAACGUUGAGCUGUCAUUUUUACACUUGCGCUAGUGUUUGUACAAACAAAGAAGAUAUAUAUAUUAAUUAGUUAGCUUUAGUUAGUCUUUUUGCUAAGCUAAGCUAAUUGGCUGCUAACUCCAGACACAUGUAUACUGUACAAAGUGUUAUCAAGCUAACUCUCUGAAAGAAAGCGCAUCUCCCAAAAUAUCAAACUAUUCCUUUAUCGAUUAAUAAGUUAUUAAUUGUUGCCAAUUAAUUUUCUGUUGAUCGACUAUCUGACUAAUCAUUUCGGCACUGUCGUUGUUAAUAUGUUUUCCUUUGUUCUCUUUUUGCACAUGAUGGAAAUAUAUCAGUCCACUCAAUAAAAUUCUUUUUAUCACUA
Micropterus salmoides (largemouth bass) is the source of this 3485-nucleotide messenger RNA. RefSeq names its product ST6 (alpha-N-acetyl-neuraminyl-2,3-beta-galactosyl-1,3)-N-acetylgalactosaminide alpha-2,6-sialyltransferase 5a (gene st6galnac5a). The coding region runs from base 152 to 1156 and encodes 334 amino acids. The transcript is spliced from 5 exons. The record is from RefSeq and is a predicted model, not a curated record. Gene Ontology annotation, molecular function: alpha-N-acetylgalactosaminide alpha-2,6-sialyltransferase activity. Gene Ontology annotation, biological process: oligosaccharide metabolic process; ganglioside biosynthetic process. NCBI's taxonomy places the organism in Eukaryota, Metazoa, Chordata, Actinopteri, Centrarchiformes, Centrarchidae.